AUGUUAACACAACUGUUUAGAUCAUUCCAAACAAGACUUAUACCAAAGAUCAUCGCAAUGGACUCAAUAUCAUUCACUUCAACUACAUCAACCACAACAACAACAAAUAUCAAACCAAAACCAGAGAUUGAUAGUACGACUAUAAACGUUGCUGAUCGAUGUCCUUGGCUUGGCAAAACUCCAGAUCCACUCUAUCUUAAAUACCACGACACGGAAUGGGGAUAUCCAGAGAGAGACCCUAUCAAAUUGUUUGAGAAGAUCUGUCUCGAGGGCCAACAAUGUGGAUUGUCUUGGUUCACCAUACUCAAGAAGCGAGAGGAAUACAGACGCUCAUUCCACAACUUUAACCCUGUGGUGCUUGCCAAUUUCACCGAGUCUGAUGUUGAUCGUCUAAUGAAGAAUGAAGGCAUCAUCAGGAAUCGAAGCAAGAUCAACGCCAUCAUCAAGAAUGCCAAGGCCUUCAAUGUCAUGCGGGACAGUGGCGAGGACUUCUCAAAGUUCAUAUGGUCCUUUGUCAAUGACAAACCAAUAGACAGUCAUCGCUCCGGUGCCAAUGGAUGCAGUGGAUGGCCUACACGCAGUGAACACUCUGAUGCCAUGGCAGUGUCACUCAAGAAGAAAGGAUUCGUCUUUAUCGGUACUACUACAUGCUAUGCAUUCAUGCAGUCAAAUGGAUUGAUUAAUGAUCAUGCUAUUGAAUGUCAUCGUCAUCCUUCCUACAAGAUUGGUAACCGUUCAUCGUUGAAGACGAUCAAACAACCUGUUGAUCAAGCUGACCAAAUCGAUGUGUUGUCAAGUGAUGACGAUGAACAAGAUGAUAUAGUUGUUGUUGUUGAGGAUGUCAAGCCAAAGAGGAAGGUGCCAGUCAAGAAGGAGUCACCAAAGCAACAGACCAAGAAGAAGAGUAAUAAGAAGAAU
This is a messenger RNA of Acytostelium subglobosum LB1, 918 nucleotides long. RefSeq lists its product as hypothetical. The annotation marks the transcript as partial. The record is from RefSeq and is a predicted model, not a curated record. The transcript has a single exon. Gene Ontology annotation, biological process: DNA alkylation repair; base-excision repair. Lineage: Eukaryota; Evosea; Eumycetozoa; Acytosteliales; Acytosteliaceae. Gene Ontology annotation, molecular function: DNA-3-methyladenine glycosylase activity.